UUUGUUUUUGCAAUUGAAGGGACAAUAAUUGACUGUCCUUUGUAUAUUAAAAAUACUUGGUUGAAGCUGGCGGAGGAAAUCGAUUUUCUUGGAAUAUUUUCAAUUUAGAGUAUAUACAUACGAAAAGUUCUUCGGACUUCCGUAAAGCCUUCGAAAAAGCUGAGAUGGACGCAUUGAGAGAUGAGGUGGAGUCUUUGGAAGCUAUAUUAAUGGAUGAUGUUCAAAUAACUAGAAAUCCAGAAAGUGAUGCGCCUGAACUUAUAGAAACUACAGUGUUUCCUCAAGUAGGUGAUGAGGUCGAACAAUAUGUAUGUGUGACUCUGCAAGUUAUUCCCACAGUCGACUAUCCAGAAACAAGCCCUGAAUAUAAGCUACUGCGUCCACGUGGCUUGGAUGAUGCGCGUUUGGAGGCUAUUAAACGAGCAUGCAACGAGAAAUUGAGGGAGUCCAUAGGUUUCCCCGUUGUGUUUGAUCUAAUUGAGGUGGUGCGAGAACAUUUAACGGGAAGCAAUUUACCGAGCGGCCAGUGUGUUGUUUGUUUAUAUGGUUUUAGUGAUGGUGACGAAUUUACACGUACAGAAUGUUUUCAUUAUUUGCAUAGUUAUUGUUUGGGCCGACAUCUAAAUGCUUUACGUCGAACUUAUAAAGAAGAAUAUGAUAAGCUACCAAGUUGGCUUCAAAAAACCUCUGAUCCAUUUCAAGCGCUAUGUCCUGUUUGUCGCGAGCCUAUCAAAGAUCAGGAAGAUAGUUUGCGUUGUGCCAUGCCGCCAUCUGAGCUUCAAAAUGCGCCUGAAUUUAAAUUAACACGAGAACUAAGAGAUCUUCAGCAGCGUAUGUCUGCACUAUUUCUUAAGCAGAAGAAACGUGGGGGUAUAAUAGAUGUGGACGCAGAAAGUGGAACUGUUAUUUCGAUUGAAAGUGAGGAGGAGAUGAGAUUGCGUUUACAACGUAGGCCCAAUUAUAACGGCAGUAGGAGAGCGGAAAACACGAUUACUGAAUGUAACUUAUUAGAAACAGAAGGAAGUAGUGGAAGUAAUGGGAGUCAGAACGCGGGAACUUCGUUAUCUCUGGUUCAAAAAGAUCCUACUUGUUCUAAAUCGUCAGGCAGCGCACACUUUGCCCCAAUAGUGCAACAGACGCAUAGAGUAAGUGCUGAUCCAACGAACAACAAUUUCGAACAUCAUCAUCAUAAUCGUCGUCACUUUCGUGGUGGAAGACGCCAUCAACAACAUCAUCAUCACCAUCGAGGCGAGCGUGAGCGAGAGCGGGAGCGUGACCGUGGAAACGCGAUCGCCAGCAACAGUGGAAGCAGUAGCGGAGGGACGAGUGCCAAUGCGUCGACAUCCAUAGGCGGUAAACAGACGAAGGCCCAUGUAGCCAAUAGCAUGCAUGGCAGGUGACGAUUGGUACGAGUUAAAGCACUGCCUUAUAUCAGGCACACGAAUAGUAGCAGUCUAAAUUCUUAUAAAAGAUGCAUCGGUUAUAUCCAACACAUGUUACGGGCUAUUGCAUUGAGAAAUAUGCUAUCCGCUUUGCCGUGGUAUGAAGCUGACAUUUAGUGUGUAACCUUUGUAAUUAUUUGGUAUUCAAGUGAUUUUAAGUUUAUUUUUGUUAUAAAAGUCCACUUCGUUUACCGCAUUAUGUAAAGUGACAACAACAUACUCCUGUGAUGGAACAGAACCAAGUACCUUGUUAUUUGUAAAGUGGAGAUAAUUAAGAUUUUGUGUAACUAAUUUCUGUUUUUUUUUAUACAUUUAUUUUUCGUACCUUGUUGUAUUGCAAUUUUACUUUUUUGUUACUUGGUUCUAUUCUAUCAAAGGAGUAUAGCAAAUGACAAAUCGCACAAGAUUACCGUUGCUGUUUCACCAUAAAAAUGUUUGUUAAGCUGGCAGGCAUGACCUCAAAAGCUCUUGGUCGCUUUUGAAUAGCGAAUCGAAUACGACUGUAAUUUAGUGUUACGAGGAUUAUGAAAAUACGCACAUUCAUAUUAAAUUCAAUAUAAAUUAAAACAUUAUAAGUGCGAUAAUAUAAAAUUCGGUGAAAAUAUGAUCCUUUAGACAAUCCUUUCCCGAUCUGUAAAUUCAGAAAACGGUUUUCACGUAAUCUGGAACCAGGAAUGUGUUUUUGAAUUGUUUAUGCAUAUAAUUUCUAAUUAGCAGUGGCAGAUCAUUUUUAAAACAAACAAUAAGAAAAUUGUGUUACAUAAGCAUAAAUAUGUAUGUAAAAA
This is a messenger RNA of Rhagoletis pomonella (apple maggot), 2227 nucleotides long. Its product is annotated as E3 ubiquitin-protein ligase RNF25. The transcript has 4 exons. Gene Ontology annotation, cellular component: nucleus. Lineage: Eukaryota; Metazoa; Arthropoda; Insecta; Diptera; Tephritidae. Gene Ontology annotation, biological process: protein ubiquitination. The coding region runs from base 165 to 1400 and encodes 411 amino acids. The record is from RefSeq and is a predicted model, not a curated record. Gene Ontology annotation, molecular function: ubiquitin protein ligase activity; protein binding.